UUACUUCAUUAUAAAACUUGCAGAUAUGCAUGGUUCACAAACUGGGCUAUGGGAACUGGGAUGAGUUGAAGGCAGCAUUUCGAACAUCACCCUUGUUUCGUUUUGACUGGUUUGUUAAGUCUCGCACAACACAAGAACUUGCAAGGAGGUGUGACACACUCAUUCGCCUGGUAGAAAAGGAAAACCAAGAAUAUGACGAGAGGGAGAGACAAGCGCGCAAAGAGAAGAAACUUGCAAAGACCAUGACCCCAUCAAAGCGGACCCUGGCAAGACAGACAGAAUCUCCAUCUUCUUUGAAGAAGCGCAAGCAAUUAACCAUGGAUGAUUAUGGAAGUGUGGGAAAAAGGAGAAAAUAAAUGACAUACUGUGGAUUGCAUAGGGUAAUUUAGUGGUUGGGCACUAAAACCCUUGCACGGGCACUAACCGUCUCUGGUGACUAAUGUAGGCCCUAAAUAUCAGUUGCGAGGGAUAGUUAUAGAAGAUUGUGCAGACACCACGGAUAUUCUAAGUUUUUAUAUCACUGAACAAAUCUUUCAGAUUCUAACUGAUAGUUCCGUGAAUGUGUAAUAUUUAACCAUACGAUAUCUUUAAAUAUGAAUGCAUUAGGCCUAAUAUUCUGAAAACCUGAUUGUUCACCGAACUUCUUAGAGGUUUUGACGUCAAAUUGAGAUUUUGUAUUAUUAUAUCAAAUAUCGAUACAAGUUCAUAUGAUAUACAGACAUGCCGAUUAUCUAAUUGUUACGGGGAAAUACUGUAACUUGAACGAACACAAAUAAUGAUGUUCCAUGAUUGGCAUGGGUCA
Messenger RNA from Arachis ipaensis, 802 nucleotides. The record is from RefSeq and is a predicted model, not a curated record. Lineage: Eukaryota; Viridiplantae; Streptophyta; Magnoliopsida; Fabales; Fabaceae.